AUUCGAGGAGCAGCUGGAACUGCGAGGAACUCGCUCCAAAAUCGCUCACGCGCCGCUUGUUCUCGGCUUCUCCUCAGCAGGGUAGCUACUGGUAAGAUUUUCCCAUGUCAUCCACCCCUGCUAUCAGUUGGUGGUGCAGUCUAUGGACAGAGCGACACUGGGAAUGAGAUGGUCUGCUCAUUUUCCAUCAUGUUCUCUUGGAGACUGUAGGAGGCCCACUGUGGAUGCAGCUGAUACUUUAUUGAAGACAGCUAUGGCACAACACCAAACAAAUCCUGCUCUGUAUUCAGUACAUUAUGCGUUUCCUGCAACCAGAAUUUCAGCAUCUCCUAGUUUUUAUGAAUAUUUGCAUUCAGGACUGUGGCAUUUUAUUUAACUACUUGUUUCUUUGUUUGAAGAGUGAGCUCCAUAUCCACAUAUGGUAUGGAACAAUAGAAAUGGCCUAUUUUGACACAUUUGUCUUUUAAAAGUUACUAAAAAGUAGACCAACAUUACUAUCAGCUAUGUUUCUUUUACUUGGAAGAGAAUCAUUGGGAUUACUGAGCUUCAGCCUGAAAAAAACUCCUGAACUAUUUUACUUGGCUAUCUUGAUUUCCAAGCAUGUCUUUGUGCUCUCAUAUCUCCCUGCCCAAUCCCUGCUUAUGCCAUAGAGUGUUGGUAGAAGACCUAGAACUUUGUGGCCUUGUACCCAGCACAGCAGUGUGAACUCUUCUUCCUGACACUUGAGCACUCCUGAACAACUGGGUACUAACUGUGCAUUUCCGCUGGAAAUAAUGCCUCAGUCCCUUUCCAGCAGAUGCAAGUUUUAAAAAAAGAGAGAUAGCUAUUGGAUGUAUUGAACCCAAGCCCAUUUUAUUAAAGCACAUUUACUUGGAUUAUUUUUCCACACUCAAUAGCAACACUGGAAAGAGAAGUUAUUCUUGAUUGUGUCUUUGAAUCUUUGCCACAUGUAGAAGACUGAGAGUUGUCUAAAAUGGCUGCACGGUGGAGACAAAGGACAAACGCGCUGGUUGUGACUCUCGGAGUGCUGCACUGCUGGGGAUUGGGGUCCUGUUAUGAUGAGAGGACUAGUGUUUUCUCAGAGGACAAAUCACUUGAAAAAGGCCCAGUGACCCGUGAAAGAGUGAAGAGAGGAUGGGUGUGGAACCAGUUCUUUGUGGUGGAAGAGUACACAGGAACAGAGCCACUUUAUGUUGGAAAGAUCCACUCAGACUCAGAUGAAGGUGAUGGCUCCAUCAAGUACACCAUAUCUGGUGAAGGCGCAGGAACUAUCUUUAUCAUUGAUGAGGUCACAGGGGACAUUCACGCCACCGAGAAGUUGGACCGUGAGGAGAAAGCCUUCUACACAUUACGAGCACAGGCUCGAGACCGGCAGAGUGAUGCCCCACUCGAACCCGAGUCCGAGUUUGUCAUCAAGGUCCAGGAUAUCAAUGACAGUGAGCCCAAAUUCCUGGAGGGGCCAUACAUCGGAAGUGUGGCUGAGCUGUCUCCUAUCGGUACAUCAGUAAUGAAAGUGAUGGCCUCAGACGCAGAUGACCCGACGUACGGGAGCAGUGCCAGGAUAGUGUACAGUGUUUUGGACGGAGAAAAUUUCUUCACUGUUGAUAGACAGACUGGAGUGAUUCGGACAGCCGUAGCAGACCUUGAUAGGGAGACCCAGGACCGUUAUGAGCUAGUUGUCAAGGCAACAGACAUGGCAGGCCAAAUGGGUGGUCUCUCCGGCUCCACCACGGUGACCAUAGUGAUCACGGAUGUUAAUGACAACCCUCCACGUUUCCCUCAGAAGAUGUGUCAGUUUUCAGUUCCAGAAGGGAUGGCAGUGGGCACAUCGGUGGGUCGGGUGAUGGCCAUGGAUGCAGACAUGGGCGAGAACACGGACAUGAGCUACUUGAUUAAAGACGAGGAAGGAGGAGAGCUCUUUAGAGUCUCCACUGACACAGACACACAAGAAGCCAUCAUCAUCAUCAAGAAGCCUCUGGACUAUGAGAAGAAACGCACCCAUAAUGUGGUGGUGGAGGCGGUGAAUAAGCAUGUGGAUCCACGCUUCGUGGACCUGGGCUCUUUCCGGGACCAGACCAUUGUCAGAGUCAGCGUGUCAGAUGUGGAUGAACCUCCAGUCUUCUUUCCACCCACCGGAGCUAUUAUGGAAGUACAAGAGGAUGCCAAGCAAGGGGCUCUUGUGGGCUUUGUUACAGCCAGGGACCCAGAUGUGGAUAAUGUCCCUCUUAGAUACUCAAUAGAUCAGAGCACAGAUCAGGAGCAAAUCUUUAACAUUGACGCAGUGACUGGUGCAAUCACCCUGGGGAAGAUCUUGGACAGGGAGACGGCGGGCUGGCACAACAUCACAGUGACAGCCGUAGAAGCAGAUAACCAGUCCAUGGCUUCUCAGACUUCAGUUAGCAUCCGUAUUCUGGAUGUGAAUGACAACCCACCUGAGCUGGCCACCCCAUAUGAAGCCUCCAUCUGUGAAGAUGCAAAAUCUGGCCAGCUCAUUCACACCAUUAGUGUUGUGGACCGAGAUGAACCUCAAUCAGGCCAUCGCUUCCAUUUCACACUUGCUCCUGAGGCCUCUAGCAACCAGCAUUUCACAUUGUUGGACAUUAAAGACAACACAGCAAGCAUAAAAAUCGAGCGAUCGGGUUUCAACCGCCAGGAGCAGAACAUGUACCUGUUGCCCAUCCUGGUGGUGGACAGUGGGCCUCCAGCUCUUAGCACAACUGGCACACUUACCAUCCAUGUGUGUGGUUGCGACACACACGGAGUCAUCCAGUCUUGCAAUUCCACAGCAUUCAGCAUGGGCACAGCUCUAAGCCCAGGAGCUCUCAUCGCCCUGCUCGUCUGCAUGCUCAUCAUCAUCGUAAUUGUGCUGCUGAUUGUGACCUUAAAGCGCCACAGGAAGGGUCAGCGCAUGUGCGAGGAAGAGGAAGACAUGCGGGACAACGUCAUAAAGUAUAACGAUGAGGGCGGAGGUGAGCAGGACACACAGGCCUAUGACAUGAGUGCACUGCGCAACCUCUAUGACUUCCCUGAAGCCAAGAGCGCUGAGUCACUUCCCAAGCGCAUCCAAAACCAUGUGAACUCUGAAAGAGAGGUAGCUGAUUUCUCCCUGUUUAAAGGCUACAUCCGUAAGAAGGUGGAGCAGGCAGAUGCAGACCCAUCUGUGCCUCCCUAUGACUCAUUUCAGACAUACGCACUGGAGGGCAGCGGCUCACCAGCACUCUCACUAAGCUCCAUCCACACUCUGUCCACCAGCUCAGAGCAGGACUUCUCCUACCUCAGAGACUGGGGGCCUCGCUUCAGGCAGCUGGCAGGAUACUAUGCCCCAGCACAGCCUGAUGAAGAGGGGUCCUAGCACUACCUGCCAUCCUGUGCCUACUACGCUAACACCACACUGCUGUUCCAUUGACAGUGCUCAGUCCUGGAGCUGCCCCCACACUCCUGUAAUAAACACUAUCCUCAAUCACUGGAUGAUCACUGGAUCUCAGUCUUUUCUGGACAUUUUAAUAACACUUUGUAAAAGACACAGAUAGUUUGCCGUUGUAAAUGAUUAAAAGGUGGAGGAUGAACAGUCCAUGAGUGAGGAGUUGGGUGGGAUUCCAACAAACCUAGCAGUGUGUGAAACGUGAGCUGGGCUGUGCUAUAUGCACAGUACUAAACCCACAUUGUUCCUGAUCUGAAGCGUUUCCUUUCUGUGUGUGUGUGUGUGUGUGUGUGUGUGUGUGUGUGUGUGCGUGUGUGUGUGCGUGUGUGUGUGCGUGUGUGUGUGCGUGUGCGUGUGCGUGUGUGUGUGUGUGCAUGUAUGUGGUCUUUCUUUUCAUUUUUGGUGAUGGCAAAGUCUACUGAUUCAUUGGGAGAUCCAGAACAGGACACCAUGCAGCAGAACUGGGGAGGUCAUUUUAUAAGCCACGACUAAUUAUUCCCAGAUGAAAAUAUGUAUUUAUUUAAAAAAAAAAAAAAAAGAAGAAGAAGAUAUUUAUGUAUUUAUUAUUUCUAUUUAUUUAUUUAUUUAUUCCUCCUGGUUGAAGUACAGAAUAUUGGACUGGACAUAAUUAUAGAACAAUAUAGAAAUGUAAUGGAUGGAUGAUACAGACUGAACAUCCCUGAGACUUAAUGCAAGAAACUGACUUUUAAAGGCAUUGACAUGAGGGUGCCAUUGUGAGUGAGAGAUCUGGGCCACAGACUUUCAAAAUUUAUUUAUUUUUCAGAAACCCAUUUUUCUAAAAUACAGGCCUGUGCUGGGAAAGGAUGUAUAAAUAUUAAAUAUUCACUCACUCAGAGGUUGGUUUUUGUCCUAUCAUACAUUUCAUGUAUUGUGUUACUCUUAAAUUGAUUAUCCAAGUCCAUGUUGUAGGCAGUCAAAUAUUUGUUGUGUGUGUUAACUUUUUCUUUUGAAGCUGUAUUUCAGUGGUUAAUUUGGGGGGCAAUAAGUAAUAUAUAACCACAAGAAACAGAAGAGUCAGAUUUUCAACAUUUUUAUUAGUAUUUACAUUUUGAGUCCACGUUCAUUCCAGAUUUGUGACUGUGUUGUUUAUAUUCUAAACUGGUUUCAAGACCAGAAGAUUUGAUUGGUUUUAUUCAGUUUAAUCUUUAGUAUUGGUUGAGGCUGAUGAAGGGGAAUAAGUAUAUGGUUAGAAGGCCUGGUUACACUAAAUCUUUCUUAAUCCAUGGUAAAUGUGUUGAGGUGGAUGCUUAGAAUGCGCUCUGCAUUUCUUUUAACUCAGCAGUAAUUAAGCCAAUCAGAAUUAAUUUUAUUUAUACAAGAAAUUAUAUCUUGCCCAGCUGUUUAUGAACCGGUUGAACAUUUUUUGUAAAACUAAAAGUGCAUUUAUUUGCCCCAUGACCACUAGUGUAUCCAGGACUUAGUACAUAUGUAGGAGGUUUUCAUCACCCACAACCAAUAUCUGGAGACAUUCUGUUGCCAACCAUAUCCAGUAACAGUGUAUGGAUUAAAUGUACAGUUGAAAUCAAUAAAUAUUAAACUUUUUGUAGACACA
This is a messenger RNA of Ictalurus punctatus (channel catfish), 4994 nucleotides long. RefSeq names its product cadherin-22. Gene Ontology annotation, cellular component: plasma membrane; adherens junction; catenin complex. NCBI's taxonomy places the organism in Eukaryota, Metazoa, Chordata, Actinopteri, Siluriformes, Ictaluridae. Bases 974 to 3352 code for a protein of 792 amino acids. Gene Ontology annotation, molecular function: cadherin binding; calcium ion binding. Gene Ontology annotation, biological process: calcium-dependent cell-cell adhesion; adherens junction organization; multicellular organism development. The record is from RefSeq and is a predicted model, not a curated record. The transcript has 13 exons.